AUGGGGGUGGAGCAGGAACUGGAGGCUUCGGAGGUGGAGCAGGAACUGGAGGCUUCGGAGGCGGAGCAGGAACUAGAGGCUUGGAGGAAGUGGAAGCUUCUGGGGAGCAGGAAGUGGAAGCUUCGGGGUGGAGGAGGAAGUGGAGGCUUCGGGGGUGCAGCAAGUGGAAGCUCUGCCAGGGGAAGCUACCAACCUUCAGGUCCUGUAGUCCCCAUCCUGAGGGACGAGCGUCAGGGACCUGAUGAGUUCGGCAACUACAGCUUCGAGUUCGAGACUGGUGACGGCAUCAGUCGUCAUGAGCAGGGCGCCCCCCAGGGGGAGACUGGCGCCGUGGCGUCUCAGGGAGGAUGGUCGUUUACGUUCCCUGAUGGAACUCCAGCUGACUUCAACUUCGUAGCAGACGAGUACGGCUACCGCGUGGAGUCUGACCUGCUGCCCACGCCCCCGCCCCUCCCCGCCCACGCCAUCGCCCAGAUCGAGAAGGCUCGUCUGGAGGACGCCGCCGCGGCUGCUUCAGGUGGACGUGGAUCAUAUGGAGGGUCAGCUGGCGGAGGCUUCGGAGGCUCAACUGGUGGAGGCUUUGGAGGCUCAACUGGUGGAGGCCAUAGAGGUUCAACUGGUGGAGGCUUCGGAGGCUCAACUGGCGGAGGCUUCGGAGGUUCAACUGGUGGAGGCUUCGGAGGCUCAACUGGUGGAGGCUUCGGAGGCUCAACUGGUGGAGGCCAUAGAGGUUCAACUGGUGGAGGCUUCGGAGGCUCAACAGGCGGAGGUUUCGGAGGUUCAACUGGUGGAGGCUUUGGAGGUUCUACUGGCGGAGGCUUCGGAGGUUCAUCUGGUGGAGGCUUCGGAGGCUCAACUGGCGGAGGCUUUGGAAGUUCAACUGGUGGAGGCUUCGGAGGCUCAACUGGCGGAGGCUUCGGAGGCUCAACUGGUGGAGGCUUUGGAGGCUCUGGUGCGGCCAGCGCCCCUCGUCCUCAGACUCCGAGCAGAUUCUACGGCGCCCCUGGUCGUGAUGGUCUGGGCUGGUCGGGCGGGUAUAUAAGCCUCGGGUCACAUGAGAAACUCCACACUCCUCUCGAUUGUCUUUCAGGCCAACAUGAUCUCGAAGGCGGUGUUGUGUGCCUUGGUGGUGGUUUGUGGGGCCGCGAGCUCCAUCUACCUCUUUAUGGUACCAAGGAGAGGCAGCGGAGGUUCUUCUGUUGGAGGCUUCGGGGGUGGGGCAGGAAGUGGAGGCUUCGGGGGUGGAGCAGCAAGUGGGCUUCAGGGGUGGAGCAGCAAGUGGAGGCUUGGGGUGGGCAGGAAGUGGAGGCUUGGGGUGGAGCAGGAGGUGGAGGCUUGGGGUGGAGCAGGAAGUGGAAGCUUGGGGUGGAGCAGGAAGUGGAGGCUUCGGGGGUGGAGCAGGAGGUGGAGGCUGGGGUGGAGCAGGAAGUGGAAAGCUUCGGGGGUGGAGCGGAAGUGACUUUGGGGUGUAGCAGGAAGUGGAGGCUUGGGGUGCAGCAGGUGGAAGCUCUGCCAGGGGAAGCUACCAACCUCAGGUUUACGUUCCCUGAUGGAACUCCCGCUGACUUCAACUUCGUAGCAGACGAGUACGGCUACCGCGUGGAGUCUGACCUGCUGCCCACGCCCCGCCCCUCCCCGCCCACGCCAUCGCCCAGAUCGAGAAGGCUCGUCUGGAGGACGCCGCUGCGGCUGCUUCAAGUUGGACGUGGUCAUAUAGGCUCAACUGGCGGAGGCUUCGGAGGCUCGACUGGUGGAGGCUUCGGAGGCUCUGGUGGAAGUUUCGGAGGAUCAACUGGUGGGCUUUGGAGGAUCAACUGCUUCGGAGGCUCAACUGGUGGAGGCUUCGGAGGCUCAACUGGUGGAGGUUUCGGAGGAUCAACUGGUGGAGGUUUCGGAGGUUCUGGUGGAGACUUUGGGGGUGCAGGAGCGGGCAGCGCCCCUCGUCCUCAGGCUCCCAGCAGGACUUAG
This is a messenger RNA of Homarus americanus (American lobster), 1968 nucleotides long. Its product is annotated as glycine-rich cell wall structural protein 1.8-like. Bases 1 to 1968 code for a protein of 655 amino acids. The transcript is spliced from 7 exons. Gene Ontology annotation, molecular function: structural constituent of chitin-based larval cuticle. The record is from RefSeq and is a predicted model, not a curated record. Gene Ontology annotation, cellular component: chitin-based extracellular matrix. Lineage: Eukaryota; Metazoa; Arthropoda; Malacostraca; Decapoda; Nephropidae.